This is a messenger RNA of Capronia epimyces CBS 606.96, 4107 nucleotides long. RefSeq names its product serine/threonine protein kinase. Gene Ontology annotation, biological process: protein phosphorylation; positive regulation of transcription by RNA polymerase II. NCBI's taxonomy places the organism in Eukaryota, Fungi, Ascomycota, Eurotiomycetes, Chaetothyriales, Herpotrichiellaceae. Gene Ontology annotation, cellular component: nucleus. The record is from RefSeq and is a predicted model, not a curated record. Bases 1 to 4107 code for a protein of 1368 amino acids. Gene Ontology annotation, molecular function: transcription cis-regulatory region binding; protein kinase activity; zinc ion binding. The transcript has 3 exons.
AUGUCCAGCUUCAGCUCCUUUUCAGGCCGUCCCGAUACGUCGGUGCCUGCUUCUUCCAGCCUAUCCCUGACCUCUGCGCCGUCGGAUGCGAAUGCGAAUGAUCCUUCAUCCGAGACUCAAGAUGCUGGCGCACCCUUUGUCCCCAAUAUAUUUGACCUUGUCUACCUCGCCCAGCGAGCCGAGCUCUCGGUGGCACGCCCGGUCAUGCAGCUAUUCCUCGGCGCCCAAGCCAUUGACCAGUCCACGUAUCUGGGCCAAGGUGCCUCCUUCGAAGUGUCGUCCAAGAGGGUCCCCAAAUCAGAGGGCAUGGUGUAUGAGACAAAGACCCUAGGCUUGACAUUGUCUACCCGACAGGGCCAAUACGAUGAGAGGGUGCUGGUAUACAAGACAGCCAAGAUCGCCUUCAAUGAGCUGGGAGAGCCACUGGCCAAAGAUCGAAGAGCCAUGGACUCAGUGCUUAUGGAGAUGUACGCCCUGAUCCACCCGCCACUGUACAAGCAUCGUAACAUCGUGACGCUCCUCGCAUUGGGUUGGGGCAGCAAUCCUUACAACCCGUCCUAUCGGUUGCCUGUCAUCGUCACUGAAUAUGCCGACCAUGGCAAUCUAGCCGCGCUGCAAGCCAAGGAGACUCUCGGCUCAGACACAAAGCUGAACCUCAGCCUUGACAUUGGGCGCGGGCUGCAGAUUCUGCACCGUUGCGGCAUCAUCCACGGGGACGUGAAAUCGGAGAACAUUCUGGUCUUUUCUGACCCCCAAAAGAAAUAUGUCGCGAAGCUUGGUGACUUUGGCUUCUCCGUCGUGGGCCAAGCAUCUGCCGACCCAGUGCGUAUUGGGGGGACCAACCCAUGGAGAGCCCCAGAAACCACCGCCGCGGUGCCUCGCCAUCUUCUGGCCCAAACGGACGUGUACUCGUUUGGCCUGACAAUAUGGCGCAUUGCCAUGGACGGCAUGAACCCAUUCCACAUUCUCCGUGGUGACUCGCACACAGAGAUAAGCCUGACAGCAGAAAUCGAGCGUCUCAAGCAUCAAGAUUUACUCAAGGAGAAGGCAGAUCUUGACGCCUGGUAUCCUGCCUGGGUCCUGUCAUCUAUGGACAAGCUCGCAGGCGGCUCGCUGCCUGAUAUGACGAAAGUGGUCCAAUUGGUACAGCAGGUUCAAACUCUCUUAACCGGGGGUAGUAUGGAUAUCGUUCAGGCGAUCAAUUUCAUAAAAUAUAUUUUUUGGAUAUUGCACCAGCAUGGCAUGGCCAGCACACCAAUCUAUGGACAAAUUAGGCAAGCUGUCUUGACCGCCGCGCUCUCAGAUCCUUUCUACGGCAAGGUUGCCGCCGCGUUGAAACAAUGCGUUCUCCGAAAUCCUCCAAACCGAAACCUCGAAGGCGCCAUGUCUGCAUUGACUCCAUCCACUGAUGCUGAACAGGACGCUGGCCAAGUGGACGGUGACAUACUGCUGCGACGGAGCUUCGAUCACCAUCUGAUGUCCUGGCAAGCCGUGAGAGAACUACAGCCCUCGGUCCAAACAUUCCUCUUCCAACGAUCCCGUGCAAGGGCGGACUCGAAUGCCUCUCGCAACAGGAUCAACCCGCCCGAGUGUUUUGUACUUGGGUCGUUCUACCUCAACGGAUACGGCACCCAGCCUGACUUUGCCGAAGCACGGCGCCUCAUCCUCCAUGCCGCUCGAAAUGGGCACGAGGUGUCGCAGGCGUACGCCUGGCGCAUCGCUAAGAUUUCAGGAGCUGAGCUCGCCACUGACGAACAGCUUCUGAAGAUGAUGGAAACCCGGGCAUUUAGCGGGUCAAGAGCAGCGCUGCAAGACCUUUCCCUGAUCGCGCCCGAGAAGGUCGAACGAGUGAAGAAACUUCUGAAGCUGGGAUUGGCAGGGGUAGGUGCAUCGUUCUGGGACGACGACCUGAUCCACGGGUUUACCUUCCCUCAAUGGAUGAAUACCUUCAACAACACCGCCAUGCUGGUGAAGAAUUUUUCGAAUCUGCGUGCCAUCGCAGACUACAGGGUCAACAAACGUGGUGACCGCAUCCUGCACAUGGCAGCGAGCUGCGGCCAACCUCAAGCGAUCGAAGCGCUCUUGGACAACUUUCCAGCCCUAACCGUCAACCAACUCAACGAUACAGGCGAGACCCCCUUGCUUUCUGCCUGCCGUUCGGGACACCGAGAAGUCGUCAGUCUCUUGAUAGAAAGAGGAGCUGAUCCAACCAUUGUGACCAGCUCAAAGGAAUCUCCCUUGCAUUGGCUCAUCUCAUUCGAGGAGGACGAAGUAGGAGAAGUGGGGGAAGCUCUCGUCUCCAAAGGUGCCAACCGGCGGUUACUGACCACACAAGGCCUCAAUUACAGCAAUUUCCCGUCGGGGGUUGAUUCGGACAAUCUCCCUCCUGGCACGCCCUUGACCUGGGCUGUCCAUCACGAUCGGCCGGACAUUAUCAAGUUCUUAAUUCGUGCUGCAGGUACCGCCGGCAUCUGCGUUGACAAAGCGGCCAACCAGCCGUCACCGAUGGAAUGGGCCGCCCACUACCACCAUCGAGAAUGCCUCGAAGCAAUGAUCAGCGCGAUGAAGGAAGAGAAACUCGGCUUCACGUACCUCCAUUUUCUGCAGAGCGCCGUGCACAGCGCAGACGUGUUCUCGAUGGUUUUGAGAAAUGGUAUUGCGUACGUGGAUCGGUUCAAAGACACUAUGACUUAUCUAUUGGAGGAGACACAUCCCGCAUCCUUCGCCACGGGAAUAGGAUCAUUUGGGCACACUCUGCUGUACUACGCAGUCUCGGAAGCCCAUGACUUGGCAGCGGAGUAUCUACUGGCCCCAGAGACCGAGCAGCUUCUCCAAACCGGCUGGGAACGAGUCAAAGAGACGGCCAAGGACGACGCCGACAUUCCCAUCCGCCGAUACGGUGUCUUCAGCCGUGAGCAUGUCAACAUCCCUUGCGGCGAUGAACAACGGACGCCACUGUUGGAGUGUGUUCGCUGGAACCGCCGCAGCCUUUUCGAGCUGCUGAUCAGCAACGGGGCCGAAGUCACGGCGAGAAGCCGGAACCCAUUUGACAACACUCAAACCAAUUGGAGUGCUCUUCACACGUUUGCCCACGCGGGCCAUGACACCGACAUCUCAUUGGCGGCGCGGAUCAUCGAGGCAGGGGUACCAGCCGAUGCUCCAGUGGAAGGGAGUGACAACGUGGACCUCGAGACGCCGCUGUUGGUGGCGGUGAAAAACAACGCAUUCAAGCUUGCAGAAGUGCUGCUUCGCCAUGGCGCCAAUCCCAACGCCAAAUGUGUCUCGUCCGGCUUGAUAGCGCUGGAAUACCCCACCACGAUUUUGGGCCACAUUGCCGCUUCUACAGCGCGCGAAUCUGCCUCGCGUCUACGCUUCAUCCUGACACAAUGUCCCGCUAUCGUCGACGAAGGAGCGGAAACAAGCCGGCAGAUUGACAUGAUCGUAGAGCCGGAGCGAGCGAUGACCGCCUUGCAUCGAGCCGCGUGGGCUUUUCAAGGGGUGUCUGAUCGGCUUCCGGGUGGAACUUCAGCGCCAGAAGCAGUCAAGCGAGGGCAGUACGAUUUCUCGCAGAACCGAGAGAUCAUGGUCGAAUUGCUCCAGCACUUCGGCGGCAACAAGGACUACCUGAACGCCAGGACGGGCGAUGCGCUCCUGCGGCGGACGGCACUCCACUUGGCUGUUGACUCGGUCAAUGUCCGAGCGGUUGAGUUGCUACUCGAGCACGAGACAGUGGACGCCAGUAUCAAGGACGCAAACGGGCAAACGGCUCUCGAUGUGGCGCGUGAAGCCGGUCGACAUUUCGGCGUGAAAUGCGACGGACCUUGUGAACAGCUGCCCAUCCCUGGUCGAAGAUGGCACUGUAUCGUUUGCCCGGACCACGAUCUGUGUGAUGUAUGCUACCGGGCUUUGGAAGGGAAGUCAACAGAGCAUGAAUUCAGAGAGGUGUCGUUGAGUGAGACGUGCGCGGAUAUUUCUGCAAAGAGCAAACGGCAGUGGGUUAUUUCUGAGGAAAUUACAGGGUUGGCGGAAAUCAUUGAUUUUUUGCAAGCCCGACAAACGCUUCAAGGCAUGAGAGAGGCAUUUCAUGGUUUAGAUGUUUCUGAUUGA